Messenger RNA from Colletes gigas, 1350 nucleotides. RefSeq names its product transmembrane protein 98-like (gene Tmem98). The transcript is spliced from 4 exons. The coding region runs from base 306 to 980 and encodes 224 amino acids. NCBI's taxonomy places the organism in Eukaryota, Metazoa, Arthropoda, Insecta, Hymenoptera, Colletidae. Gene Ontology annotation, cellular component: endoplasmic reticulum. The record is from RefSeq and is a predicted model, not a curated record.
AUUCUGUUGUAUAUAGACGACGAACAAUAUAAAAUGUACUCCACCUGUUAAUAUCAGCCUCAAAUUACAUAAUAUCACGGUAGCUAUGAAAGAUGCAACAAGGAAUUUGUUAAUGAAUGGAGCUUAACAUUUGUGACAGUCUCUGCCUCUCACCGACUAUCACCGGGAAACUCGAUGCUGUUGUUGACAUUUUAGAUACGAGGGAAACACUUUGAGUUGUAUUCAUGAACUGUUUACGAGGUUUUUACGAUCCUUUUAAAUAUUCGUUUCAAUAAAAUUAGUUAACUAUCAAGCUUAUCUAAAGGAUGAGUUCUCCAGUGUCUAUGAGCAAUAAUGGCCCUACGGCUGGUGCUACUGGCAUGGAAACAGUAGUGGCUGUAGCACUUGGUGCACUUGCUGCUGUUUUCCUCGGAGCUCUUUUAGUGCUGCUUGUUAUUUGUAAAAGACAACGAUGUUACUAUAAUAAAAAAGAUUCUCCAGAUUUAAGCUCAGAUUUGUUAGAGGGAGAAAAUUAUUCUGGAUUAGGCUUAGAUGCAUGGGAAAGUGAGGAGUGGUUAGCAGGCGCUGAGAGGUGGGUUGAUGAUGCUACUGGUUUAGCUCCACUAUGUAUAGCUGUAUUAAGAUCUUGUCAUGCCUUGGCGUCAAGUCUUACUGCUAUUGCAGGAACAGUAAACAGUAACACUGUUCCACUGGAAAUAGUGGAUGUUGCUAGACGUAUUCCACCUCGUGUCGAUGAUGUGGUUAGAAGUUUGUAUCCACCAUUAGAUGCAAGACUUUUAGAAGCUAGAGUAGCAGCAUUGGUAUUGGCUGUGGCACAUUUAGCAUUAGUGACCAAGCAUGGAGUAUCAAAAAACCAUGCUAGGAAAUUAGCGUUUAUCGAUCAAGCUUUAAGCGAUAUGGACUCUCAUUUAGCAAUUUUACGGAAUGCAGCUCUGGCACAAGAGGUAGCAUGUUCUGUUCCAGCUUCAACACCGGUUUAAAUAAUUUAAUUUCCUGACAUGUAAAAAACUAUUCUAGUAUUUACUAUUUCCAUAUCUUCCAUGGUUUUGGGUCUUAAUACUAAGUUUCAUUAAGAUCUACCUAAGAUAUACCUAAGAUAUUGAAGGUACACACAGUGUUAUGAAAAUGUUACGUGUUAUGUAUUUCUGUUUUUAUUAUGUCAAGGUCAAAAACCCAACAGUGCAAUUUCAAGUUUUCUACCAACAAUAUUAGUGUUUUACAUUGUUUCUAAUUACAGUAAUUAUAAAAAUGCAUACAUUAUUUUCAUGACGUAUUAAAAAAUAUUGUAAGAUAUAUAUUUAAACACUUUUAUGAUCAGAGAACACCAGAGGUAAUAUUUUGUGACAUGGA